Alternaria conjuncta is the source of this 399-nucleotide messenger RNA. RefSeq lists its product as uncharacterized. The record is from RefSeq and is a predicted model, not a curated record. The transcript is spliced from 2 exons. Lineage: Eukaryota; Fungi; Ascomycota; Dothideomycetes; Pleosporales; Pleosporaceae. The coding region runs from base 1 to 399 and encodes 132 amino acids.
AUGGACUUCUCAGCAGACCGGAGCAAUAAACUCGUUCAGUCCAUGGUGCAAACGCAAAGAGACAACCAACUCAACCACCGGUACGGCGCCGAUAUGCGACUCAUCACGGCGAUCACUCUCAUCUUCCUGCCCGGAAAAUUUGUCGCAACCUUUUUCAGUACGACGUUCUGGGACUUUUCUCCCGACAAUAACGGCACGAAGGUGACAUACUGGGUAUAUCUAUACUUCGUGGUUACGAUAGGUCUGACCCUGUUGGUGCUUGUUGUAUGGAGGAGAUUCAUUGCGCUUAAGCGACUGACGACGAAGAUAGUAAAACUGGGGCGCCGACUCCCUUUAUUAGGAAGGCUGAUACGAGAGAAAAAGAUUGAUGAUGAGGAGUCGGGAAAGAAAGGUGACUGA